This is a messenger RNA of Ostrea edulis (European flat oyster), 4428 nucleotides long. RefSeq names its product toll-like receptor 13. The transcript is spliced from 3 exons. Gene Ontology annotation, molecular function: protein binding; transmembrane signaling receptor activity. Lineage: Eukaryota; Metazoa; Mollusca; Bivalvia; Ostreida; Ostreidae. Gene Ontology annotation, cellular component: membrane. The coding region runs from base 765 to 2810 and encodes 681 amino acids. Gene Ontology annotation, biological process: immune response; toll-like receptor signaling pathway. The record is from RefSeq and is a predicted model, not a curated record.
UAGGGAUUCAAGGGGCCUGGGUUCGAAUCCCGGUCUGGUCCGCUGCAUUUUCUCCCUUCCUGUUACAUUUGGUGCCGUAGACCAGCCCCUGGAACUGACAGGUGAAUAUGCCUGCCAGGGGACAAAGAUCCUGGGCUGAAGGUGUGAAGACAUUUAAGGAGGGAGGAUUGUAGCGGUCAGCCGGGUUCGAUCGCCGGUGGCUAGUUAGCUCAGUUGGUAGAGCACCUGACUAGAGAUUCAGGGGGCCCGGGUUCGAAUCCUGGUCUGGUGCGUUGCAUUUUCUCCCUUUCUGUUACACAAGCUUUAUCAACUGGAACACCAGAACAUAUUCCAUAUGUAACCUAUUUAAUUCUUUCAUCACAUCCGGUUUACGAAACACUUAGGGGUACACAUUCCUCAUGUAACUUAUCUAAUUCAUCACUUCCGUUUUACCAAACACGUAGGGAUGGAUGGUAUACAUUCUGAAAAUUAAACUUCGGGGAAUUGAAGUGAGGUGUAUACAGGAAGUUUCUAUUUGUUUAAAAAUAUGCCCAAGCAUGUCGUAUACACCUACAUGUAUACCAAAAUGAUAAUUCUCAAUGCUUCCUUCAUGAAUUGAAAAGGUGAAAUCGAGGCACAGGGAUCAGAAUAAAGCACAAAGUUCAAAAUUCUGCAGAAGGGUAGACAGGGAAAGGCAGGACUCACGGCGAUGUGAAAGUGUGUAACGAAGAACAAGACUCGUUUGUAGACUGAACAAAGAGAAGAGGAAGUUCUACAAGCUGGACAUGAUGAUUUCAAUUGUGCUAAAGCUUACAACGUUUUCGCUUUUGACGACGGCGCUAGAUUACAAAGAUUCGUUUUGUCCAGACACGAUAUGCCUUUGUCCAAAUAAUUAUACAGCCGAUUGUUCAUAUCGAAAUCUUGCAGUUGUUCCUGCUGGACUUCCGAUUGGAAUAAGUGUUCUCAUCAUAACCGGAAAUAGCAUUCCUGUUCUAAAAAAGGAUACAUUUAAAAACGUAGAAAAUUUGAAAAUAACGAAGCUUAUUAUGAAUCGAUGUGAUACAACCGAUAUUUCCCUCGGAGCCUUCGAUUACGUCAGAGAUCUUUUAACUCUAGACUUGGCAUUUAAUGCUCUCAAUGGCUUGAAUUGUGGAUUUCAAAAUCUAUCGCAACUCCAGUCUCUCAAUAUGUCGAGUAACAAUUUCACCCAAAUUCCACCAAUACUCAACUCUCUAGGUAAGCUGAAUGAAUUGGUGCUGAGGGAUAACAGAAUCCAUACUUUCCUCUCCGGGAGGUUGCGAUUGAACUCGCUGCAAAAAUUGGAUUUGAGUUCUAACAGAAUAAGGGAUUUUUGUUUUCAAGCAUUUCCUAAUUUGCUAGUUUUAAAUCUUACCGAUAACCAGAUUAUAUCCCUGGCACACUUUUGUACACAAGACCCGCCAAAGUUAGAAAAUUUGCAGAUUGCAAUUAAUCAUCUUUCCAAUACGAAUGAGUUUUACACAUAUGGAAACCGUUUUACCAGCUUACGUCAUCUGAAUAUCUCUUUCAACCCAUUUAGUCUCAUUACACAAAAUUCGUUUUCAAUGUUAUCAAAAUUGAAAACACUGCAUAUUGCGCGUCUUCUAGCCUACGGUGUCAACGUCGAGGAACAAGGGUUAGCUUCAAAUUCUCUCACCGAACUAUUUUUCGGAAGCAUGAUUCUACAAGAAAUGACCGUAGAGGAGAUCAGAAACAUUUUGAAAUAUUGUCCCAAUCUUCUAAGAUUGGAUCUCGUCAACAUUGACUUUUCUCAGUUUUCCCCGGAUCAGUUUGUGGAGGUGUUAUCUCCCCUUCAACGUUUGACCGCACUGUCUUUGUUGCAUUGCAACAUUGACGUGGUUCCGCCCUUGGAUACCUUCACAGAGUUAUCGUACCUAGACCUUGCUUUUAAUCACAUAGGCGGACUUCUUCGGGACAUGUUUUCCAAUUUGAAAAACUUGAAGCAUAUUUCUUUCCACAAAAAUCAUUUAACUAUUAUCUCGGAGUCAUCUUUUCCAGAUUUCAUAUGGUACGGGAAUGGUGUAAAGAUCGACUUGUCCAAUAAUUCAUUUGACUGUUCCUGUGACUUAGAAUGGUUCCAAACUUGGUUGAAAAAUAACAGUCAGAAAAUGAUUCGUUAUCCCGAAUUUUAUGAAUGUAAUGCUCCAAUUAAAUGGAAGGGACGCAAAGUAUCCGAAUAUGUUUCGUAUGAUUGUCACUUGCCAAGCCAAAGUCUCAUUCUCUCUUUUACUGUACUUGGGUUUUUAUCAAUAUUCAUAUUUAUAGUCGUUUUGUUGAGAAAACUUCAAUGGGAUAUAAAGUAUUAUUUCCACAUUUGUAAAAAUAGGAAGCCAUUCAAUUAUAAAACAUUGUUAAGCGAUGUCAAUUUAUACGAUGGAUAUGUCGCCUAUAACUUUAGAGACAGAAAGUGGGUUAUGUCAAAAGUUGUCAAACACUUAGAGCAGAUGAACCAGUAUAGACUUUGUCUUCAUGAGAGGAACGUCCUUCCAGGGGGUUCAAUUGUUGACGACAUAAUUGAAAAUAUCGAUGCUAGUCGAAAAUUUAUUCUUGUUCUUUCAAAUAAUUUCAUGGAUGACCAGUGGUGCAAAUAUGAAGCCAACAUUGCAAAUCAUAUGUUAGCUGACGGAAAAGGCGAAAAAAUAAUUAUCUUACUCCUGGAGGACAUUCAAUCCCAACAUCUAACGAGUUCUUUAAAAGUACUCCUUAAAUCUACAAGUCAUGUGAAAUGGACUGAGAAUGCUAAUGGACAAAAACUGUUUUUCAAAGCUUUAAGGCGUCUCAUGGAUAAAUGAAGAAUGCGUUUUAUACCUAGGAGAAAGCUCUUGUUGAAAUAUGACUGUUCAUUACUGUUUGUCGAUUUAAAAGGAUUGGCGCUUAAUCUAUUGAUGUUAAAUCCAUGUACCUAUGUAAUGUUAACCUGUCAUCACUAGAGUCAUCUGAGCCCUUCGGAUGACCUCUCCUUUUUAUGGGAUCUCUUUAGCAAAGGACCAACCCAUAUAGCACCGUGUUCUCAUCAAAUGUAAAUUGGAAAAAGGGAAAAUAUCUGUUUCACAGAAAGGAGUCGUACUAGCAUAUGUGAAAGGACAACGUUCUGAUGUCAAAACAUAUACGCAAAUAGACACUAUAUAGAACGUAUAUACCCCUCCAUGUUAUUUAUUACUAACUGCCAGUCUAUAUAAACCGUCUUUUUCUUUUUAAAUUGCUUCAUUGAAUUUAAGAAUUCAUUGAAAGAUGGUCUAUGUGUAUUGUCAACCAAUCUUUCGUCUUCUCUAAACAAGGGUUUAAGAUCCACUUCGCAUCUCGGAUCGUAAACCCUUAACUAGCGAAGAUGCCUAUCUUUAUUCGUAUGCUAACAAUAUUCGUGAAAUUAGCGACAACUGCUCAAUCGCAAAUGUUUGUAGCCGCGAACAGAUAGAUUAAUGUUAGUUUGUAUGCCUGAUUUCAUAAUAAUAGUUGCGGACAGAUUUUCUACGGCUAAACGUGAUUAAUUGUAAUUUCUAUCGUUACGAUAGUAUAGCGAGAAAUAUUUGUCCUAACGACAUGUUUAGAAUUUCAAUAGCGGAAGUGUCGUGGGGUUAUUUUGAAAAGUUUCCAUAGCAAUGACCAAUGAGAUUUAAGUAUAUUAUUAUGUGUUCGAUUGAGAACCUCGGGGCUGUAUUGUCACUGUCUAGCUCACGCUCUUCUUGAGCAAGUCAAGUUGGGUUUUUUAUAUUAAUAAUAUUUGAAUUAAAACAGCAAUUUCUUUUUUGUAAAAAUGAGGGUCCGCCAUUUAAAUGUAUUUUGUUUACAUCGCACUAUACUGCCGCGGACACACAGGUUUCCAUAGUUUUUCACAAACACUGUGGUUUUUAUCUAUGGUUUUCCCUGGGCGGCGAGGGAAGCACAUUUAUAGUAUUUUGGAAAUAAUAUAGGUAUCACGAGUGUGUUUUGUCAAGCAAUGCCUAUGAUUGCAUUAUAUUACGUGUUGUUUGUGGUAUAGGCCUAUAUGUACUCAAAAUAGAUAAAGGCGUCAUCUCGCACGGUGCACUACAAUGCAGUUAAGUAAAUUGUUUGUCUUUUCAUUUUAUGAUCAGGUGUAUGAUAGUGAAGUGUGGACUGACAUGUUUGUAAUACCUUUAGUGAUAAAAUAAAGAGCACUGUCUUGCAUGACAAACUAGAUAUUUAGUAUUUAUAUGAUAUGUUUCACCGUAAAAAAAAAAAAAUAAUAAAGUCCAGAAUUUUUUAUACAACAGCGUAAAAGAUCUUGCACUCAGUCAAUUUCAUGUAAUGUAUUGUAUAAUUGUGUAUUUUUCAUAUUCGGUUUGCAGAGAAAGUUUUAUAUUUUUCAUAUUCAGUUUGCACAGCAAUUUAUUGUGACAAACAAAUAUAUAGAUCAGUUUAUAGUUGAAAAUUAUGAAAAAUUGAAUCAUU